This is a messenger RNA of Cucurbita pepo subsp. pepo (vegetable marrow), 2134 nucleotides long. RefSeq names its product Tetratricopeptide repeat (TPR)-like superfamily protein. NCBI's taxonomy places the organism in Eukaryota, Viridiplantae, Streptophyta, Magnoliopsida, Cucurbitales, Cucurbitaceae. The record is from RefSeq and is a predicted model, not a curated record. Gene Ontology annotation, biological process: RNA modification. Gene Ontology annotation, molecular function: zinc ion binding; protein binding; RNA binding.
CUCUUCCGUUCGGUAUUUGGGUUAAUUUAUGCCAUUUCUGUGUGUCCCAUGAAUUUCCAUGGCGCCAAGUGCUUGAGUUAACACCGAAAGGAUGACAUCUUCCUUUCUCACAGCUUCACCUGCAUCACCGCCGCCAAUUUUCACCACCAACUGUUCCUCUGUCUUGCGAUCUUCUUGUUCCACCGCCAGAACCUCUGAUCGUUUCCAACAGGUAGAAAGUUUUGCCUUGCUAAUUGAUAAAUCGAAAUCCGUCGACCGCCUGCUUCAAAUCCACGCUUCUGUUCUCCGCCACGGACUUUACCACAACCCCAUCUUAAAUUUCAAGCUCCAACGCUCGUACGCCGCUCUCGGACGCCUUGAUUACUCGGUAGCCGUUUUUAACACCUCCGAUGAACCCAAUGUCUUUUCGUUUAGUGCAAUUAUUCAUAGCCACGUACAAUGUGGAUUAUUUGACCGAGCUCUCAAUUAUUAUUUGAAAAUGCUAAACGGUGGUGUGGAGCCCAAUGUUUUCACCUUCUCCUCGGUCUUGAAAUCCUGCUCGCUCGAACUCGGAAAGGUCCUCCAUUGCCAAGCAAUAAAGUUCGGGUUCGAUUCUGAUUUGUAUGUCAGGACGGGACUGGUCGAUGUAUACGCGAGGGGGGGCGAUGUCGUGUGCGCCCGCCAGCUGUUUGAUAAAAUGUCUGAGAGAAGCUUGGUUUCUCUAACGGCCAUGCUUACUUGCUACGUGAAGCUGGGGGAGCUUGGCGAGGCACGGGCCUUGUUUGACGGGAUGAAAGAGAGGGAUGUGGUUUGUUGGAAUGUGAUGAUUGGUGGGUACGCGCAGAAUGGUGUUCCCAAUGAGUCAUUGAAGCUUUUCAGGCGAAUGUUGAUGGCGAAAGUCAUGCCCAAUGAAGUAACAGUUCUGGCUGUUCUUUCGGCUUGUGGGCAGCUUGGGGCCCUCGAAUCUGGAAGGUGGGUUCAUUCGUAUAUUGAGAAUAAGGGCAUUCAGAUGAAUGUUCAUGUGGGCACCGCACUGGUUGAUAUGUAUAGCAAAUGUGGUAGUUUGGAAGAUGCACGGUUGGUAUUUGAUCAGAUUCGGGAUAAGGAUGUGGUCGCUUGGAAUUCGAUGAUUGUUGGUUAUGCCAUGCACGGAUUCAGCCAACAUGCAUUAAAGUUGUUCGAGGAAAUGUCUGAGAUCGGAUACCAGCCAACUGAUAUCACUUUCAUCGGCAUUUUGAGUGCCUGCAGCCAUGGCGGCUUGGUGGAGGAGGGAAGGAGUUACUUCAGAUUGAUGAGAGAUAAAUACCGAAUUGAACCUAAGGUCGAGCACUAUGGAUGUAUAGUUAAUCUUCUAGGACGUGCGGGACAUCUUGAAGAAGCAUAUGAACUCGUGAAAAACAUGAGAGUUGCAGCUGACCCUGUUAUCUGGGGAACAUUGCUCGGGUCUUGUAGACUUCAUGGUGACAUAAAAUUGGGAGAGGAAAUUGCAGAGUUUCUUGUUGACCAGAAGCUUGCAAAUUCAGGGACGUAUGUUCUUCUUUCCAAUAUAUAUGCUGCAACAGGCAAUUGGGAAGGGGUUUCGAAGAUGAGGACGUUGAUGAAAGAGCAUGGCAUUGAAAAGGAGCCUGGUUGCAGCUCAAUUGAAGUUAACAACAAGGUGCAUGAGUUCCUUGCUGGGGAGAGGAAACAUCCCAAAAGCAAAGAAAUAUAUGUGAUGUUGAAUGAGAUAAAUAGCUGGCUCAAAGCUCACAGAUACACGCCACAGACCGAUGUCGUUUUACAUGAUCUCGGGGAGGAACAAAAGGAACGAUCACUCGAAGUUCAUAGUGAGAAGCUUGCUGUUGCCUUUGGGCUUAUCAGUACUCAACCAGGCACCACCAUCAAGAUUGUGAAGAACCUCCGAGUUUGUUCAGAUUGCCAUGCUGUAAUGAAGUUGAUAUCAAAAAUCACUGGACGUAAGAUUGUAAUGAGGGACCGGAAUCGGUUCCAUCACUUCGAAGAUGGAUUAUGUUCUUGUGGAGGUUACUGGUGAAAGGAGAUGAUUUGUGAACAGUGCUAUAAUCCACCAGGAUUUUGUGACAAAUUAUUAGCGUUAAUGUAAGAUGUGCUUAUCAAAUAUCAUAAACUGAAAUUCUCCCAGAAUUUGGGAUUUGAA